CUUUAACCUUCCCUCUCUCACUUCACAUCUGGAGGGGGUUCUACCGCAGAUCUGUGACUCCUCGCCUGCUAUGGGACAGCCUCAGCUUGGACCAGAUAUCACGCUUCGGUUCUUUUCAGCAAAUACUGUUCCACUUUUAGGACAGCUUUUAGGGGUAAAGUAGUGUAGUAACUCUGCUGCAUGAUUUGCGGUUGGCUGUUAUGUUGGACAGAGCUCGCACUGAGUUUCCAGAGUCAAGGACAGAUCAACAGUAGACAUGGACUUUCCAAAGCAUUCCAUCCUGCAGGCCUUCAGUGUGAUGCUCUUGGUGUGGAUGCUGGUACGUUGCCAGACCCCAGUGGAACCUGAGGAAGAAGAAGAGGAAGAGGCGGUAAAGGAAGCUGACACUGCAACACUGGUAACAACUGAAUGCCCUUCAGAAUGCAGCUGCACAACAGAGGGAACAGUGGACUGUGCAGGAGUUGACCUGACAGAGUUCCCCGAAGAGCUGCCUAAUAAGAUCCGCCAACUUUCUCUACAGAACAACAAAAUCAAGAAAAUAACAGUGGAGCACAUUUCCCAUCUGCAUCAGCUCGAGACUCUCAACCUCCAAAACAACUGGCUCACCACAGAGGGCCUUGAAGAUGAAGGUUUUGAAAUGCUUGAAGAGCUGGCUUAUUUGUACCUGGCUAACAACAAGCUCUCCUCUGCACCAAGAGUCCUGCCGCCGUCUUUGGUCAGCGCUGAUUUUGCUGCUAAUCAGCUCUCCAGGAUCUACCCAUACACAUUUGGUCAUAAACCAAAACUAAGGUCUGUGUAUCUCCAUAACAACAAGCUGACAGAUGAAGGACUUCCCGAUAACAUGUUCAAUGCUUCUGACACGCUGGAGAUCCUCACCAUAUCCAGCAACUUCCUGAGGGUCGUUCCCAGCAAUCUGCCAGCCAGUCUUCUCCGACUUCAUCUGAAGAGUAACAGGCUGGAGAAAAUUCCAACAGGGGCCUUUGAGGACUUGCGAAACCUUCGAGAGCUUUAUCUCCAGAACAACCUCCUCACCAAUGAUGGGAUGGACAACGAGACUUUCAGCCAGCUGAGUAGCCUUGAGUAUCUUGACUUGUCAAAUAACAACCUGAGCGUUGUUCCUAAGGGUUUGCCUCGCAACCUGGUGCUGCUGCACCUGGAGAAGAACGCCAUCCGCAGCAUUCCUGGAGACGCUCUCAUCUCUGUACGGAACAUUGAAUACCUGCUUCUACACAAUAACAAGCUGCGCUCCCGCUCUAUACACCCAAUGGCCUUCCAGGGUUUGAAGAAGCUGCACACUCUUCAUUUGUAUAAUAACUUGCUGGAACGAGUUCCCAGAGGCUUACCUCGGCGAGCCAAGACUCUCAUGCUGCUCCACAACUUUGUUUCUGAAAUUGGCCGCAAUGACCUGUCUUUGCUGUAUACCCUGACUGAGCUCAAUCUGAGCUACAACAAACUGACCAACACAAAGAUUCACCGUGACGCCUUCAGAAAGCUGCGCAUACUGGAAACUCUGGACCUGUCUGGAAAUGCCCUUCAUGCCAUACCCCUGGGCCUUCCGCACAGUCUGAAGGUUCUGGAGAUCAAGAACAACCAGCUCAGUGCUAUACCAUAUGGAGCCCUGGCAGGAAUGCAGAAGCUGCAGAAGUUGAUCCUGAGUGACAACAAACUAAAACUCAACUCAGCUUACCAAGGAGCCUGGAUGGAGCUAAGUGCACUCACAACACUAGACCUUUCUGGUAACCAGCUAACACACAUCCCAUCAGACCUUCCUGAGUCUCUGGAGUAUCUUUACCUGCAAAGCAACCGGAUCUCCAGUGUUCCUGCUUCAGCGUUUGAAGGCACUCCAAACAUUAAAGGCAUCUUCCUUCGGUUUAACCGGCUGUCUGUGGACUCUGUAGACGAGAGCUCCUUCGCCCACCUCGUCAACUUGCAGGUGCUGGACUUUGGGACGGGAAACGCAGAGCUGUCCUCAAAAAAAGAUGAGAAAGAAGGUGGAGAGGUGAUAGAGCAGGAAAAAUAGAGAACUGGACUGCAUGUUUCAGACAACAGAACAGGCUUUUAAACAGGACGGAACCUGUGAAUGUUUUUGUUUUCUUUUUUUUAUAUAUCUCUAUCUUUAAAUCAUGCUGAGAUGCAGAGCCACAUAUUUCUGGUGCAGGAUACCGGAUGGAAGUUCAUUUUGUUUAAACCGAACUUUAAAAAUUGCUUUUGAUUGUUCAUAUGCAAUCUUUAUCUUUAAAAAAAGAAACUGAAAAAAAGAAAAGAAAGAAGGAAUACUUCAUAAAUGCAUCUGAACACCAACUUGGGAAGAAACAAGAAAAAUGAGUCACUUUCUGUUUUCCUCUUCAUUUUUAUGUCAUUUUGAAAAUGGCUGCUCUGUCAGCAAUAUUACCAAUGCAAUCUACUUGGAUUUGUUAAAGCAAAUAUAGCAACCAAAAUACUCAUUUUGUUAUUAAAACCACAGAAACAGUUGAAUCGAACAUAGAAAUCAGGGACAUAUUUCCAUGUUAUUGUUCUUGGAUAUUUUACAUAGCUAAUUACAGACCAACACAAACCUGACAAGAUUUGUUUUGAUGUUAUUAUUCAGCAAUGUAACAAAAGUCUAAACAUUUUAAGUUAUUUUAAGCCAGAGUAGUAAUAAAACAACUACAGAGUAAGAUUUUUGUGGUUGAGCAGCAGCCUUUCAUUGUACUGCCAACCUCAAAUGGACUCAUAGAUGUGAUCUUUUAAAGACUGGUGGACUUUCUCCCAGUCAAAGGUUGUGUGAUCAUAAAGUAUAACAAAUGUUCUCAGUAUGUCCAUGGGUUCAGUUUUCCUACUUGUAAACCAGAACAUUUGAUUUGCAAGACCCAGUGCAUCAGGGCCGUAAGGAUACACACACUCUGCUUUGAAGUCCCAGUUUGAUAUGGGUUUGGUAAAAGAGGAAAAAAUGACACCAAAUGCUAGAUUAAACUACACCUUGGCAUAAAAUAACCUUCAAAAACAGACAUGGAGAACCUCUCCUGCACUUCGGAGGAAAAUGGUUUUGCUCAACAAGUAAAGAUGAUUUAUUACCUAAUGAUUUCUCUUUAACAUUCUAAGCAUUUAAACAGUUUUCAUCCAAAUUAAUAUCAACAGUGCUCUACAGACCGUCUCAAACAAAAAAUUGAAAACUGAACAGUAUCUAAUUUUCUGAAGAAAUAGUCAAAUAAAUUACUAAUUAAGAUAAGGUUAGCUUAUCAACCUUAUCUUAGUGAAAAACAAAAGGCCACAUGGAACUGAAAAAUCUGAGUCCAAAAAUACUUUCAUAACACCACUUCAAAACAGCAUGGCUUCCUGCAUGUCAUCAUGAAUUAUUAUCAGUCAAUCAUGCACUGCUAUGGUGUGGAGUUCUUCAGAUUUCUUCUCCAUCUGCACAUUUUCUGUGGCUGGUAUUGAAAGAAAACAAUCAAAACCAUGCACAUACUCUCCUGGGUGACAGUGGUGGCUGCCUUUAAAAUAAAUAUUCUUCAGCUGAUUGUAUGCCCCAGUCAAUAUUAUAUUACAUUGUAGUAUAAAAUAAAUUUAUCUAGAUAAAAUGUCUCCUUUCUCCAACGAGAAAUGGCAAAAAGGUAAAUCGACAUAUUGGAUAUGUUUCGGCAUCUUUAUAUGCUCAAACUAAGCUGUGACCAUGAGUUUAGUUGUAAUGUAGUGCUGUGUAAUCCUAACCAAUCAAAGUUAGUCACAUUUAUCAUUUUAAUUGCAGCCACAAUUAAAAUGAUAAAUGAUCAGACUUAUGCCUCAUACAUAGCCUGGAAAACAUUUCAAUAUCAGCACUGAUCUGAAGCCAGAACCUCUUUAAUGUUACACUAAAUGCAGCCAAUGACUUACUUCUGUGUAAAAAAUAAAUAAUGAGCUAUGCAUGUUCUUAUUAUUUUCAGUAUCAUGCUGUAUUUUUGGAUGAAAUAAUUCAAUCAAAAGAAAAAAAUAAUAAAACCCUUAUCAAUAUAGCUGAGGAAAACGUUCCUGCUGCUCUUCCUUUAUGCCCCAGCCUGUUUUCCACCAAGAUAUCAAAUAUUUCCUAUCAAAUUAAAAUGCUUAACUAACAUAUAACUUUCAUCACAUUACUAUGAACACAGUCACUUGCACAUAUUGUAGCCUUGUAUCGUCACAUAGAGUAUUACAGUCAUUCAAAAAAGCAAUAAAUCAUUGAAAACAAU
Messenger RNA from Poecilia latipinna (sailfin molly), 4178 nucleotides. It is a transcript of the gene podn, whose product is annotated as podocan. Gene Ontology annotation, molecular function: protein binding. The transcript has 11 exons. Lineage: Eukaryota; Metazoa; Chordata; Actinopteri; Cyprinodontiformes; Poeciliidae. The coding region runs from base 257 to 2020 and encodes 587 amino acids. The record is from RefSeq and is a predicted model, not a curated record.